Molecule: messenger RNA, 10021 nt
Organism: Chelonia mydas (Green sea turtle)
Lineage: Eukaryota; Metazoa; Chordata; Testudines; Cheloniidae
Gene: NKAIN3
Product: sodium/potassium transporting ATPase interacting 3
Exons: 8
Coding region: 584-1210 (208 amino acids)
Biological process (GO): regulation of sodium ion transport
Source: RefSeq, a predicted model, not a curated record
AAGACUCUCGCACCAAGCACUAGCGAGCGGAAAGCGGCACCCCGGAGCCUGCUCAGCAGCAGCCUCCCGCCCACGCUCCCUCAACCAUUCACUCCCCCCCCCCCACGCCCCCUCCCCAGCCAGUCACACAGCCCACGGCGUCCCGGCAUCUCACUACAGCCCCCCCCCUCCGAGCCGCCCGCCCAGACGCUCCCCCCAUUAUCCCAGCCCCCAAACACCCCUCCCCCACCGCAAACUCCCUCUGCCCGCCCCCAGCCCCACCGCUCUGCUCCCCUCCGCACGCGCCGCCCCCGACCCGCGACCACCGACAGCCGCAGCAGCUCGUGGCUGGCCAGAGCCCGCCGCCGGAUGCUCCGCUCGCCCGGCUGGCGCUGAGCUCCGCCGGACACCACUCGCCCGGCUCCUGCCCGCCACAAAGGAGGGAAGAAUCCCGAGGAAGCGACGCGCCUCCCGCGGGGAAGAAGCCGGGCAGCGGGUCGGUCCGGAUGCGGUGAGCGCCGCGUCGCCUCCGGGGCAGCCUUAGCGGAAGGAAGGAGAGAGAGAGAGAGAGAGAAGCAGGGAUCGGGCACCGGCAGCCACCACCAUGGGCUGCUGCACCGGGCGCUGCACGCUCAUCUUCCUCUGCGCGCUGCAGCUGCUGGCUGCAUUAGAGAGGCAGAUCUUUGACUUUCUUGGCUUCCAGUGGGCUCCUAUUCUUGGCAAUUUUCUACAUAUAAUAAUUGUCAUAUUGGGUUUGUUUGGAACCAUCCAGUUUAGGCCUCGAUACAUAGUUGUGUACACGGUGUGGACUGCCCUCUGGGUCACCUGGAAUGUUUUCAUUAUCUGCUUCUAUUUGGAAGUAGGCGGGCUUUCUAAGGAAACUGAUCUCAUGACCUUUAACAUUUCAAUGCACCGUUCCUGGUGGCGAGAGCAUGGGCCAGGCUGCAUACGGAGAGUGGUGCGCCCUUCAGCCCCUGGGAUCCUAGACGAUUACUCCUAUGUCUCUGUGACGGGCUGCAUCAUUGACUUCCAGUAUCUCGAGGUCAUUCACAGCGCCAUCCAAAUAUUACUGUCUUUGAUUGGUUUUGUGUAUGCCUGUUACGUGAUCAGUGUUUUCAUGGAAGAAGAGGACAGCUUUGAUUUCAUAGGCGGACUUGACACAUACUGCUAUCGGCAACACCCUCUGGAACAUGUUGAGUUAAAGCCUGUAAAGCGCUGUCGAACUAAGUAAUGAACAUUGACUCAGCACUGCUGCUGUUGCUGAAGAAACAGACUUCAGAAGAAAAGACCAACUUUGUGAACCGUUGUCACAGAAGAGACAUGUCCUAUAUUUCUCACAGAGUGUGUGGAUUGCUCUUCCCACGUGUGACUGAAUCCUUCAGUCGCAGCUUCAGUAUCAUUAUCAGCAUUGCCAUUAGAUGGAUACUUGUAGAUGAUCUUGGAUUUUUUAAAUUAUUUACUUAUAUGGACACUUGUAAAUUGUAAAUUGUUUUCUUUUUUUAAUUUUGUUUUUUUACAAUACCUAGUGUUAAGGCAUGAAAACAAAUCAACCUGUGAAAAUUCUGAGAGAAGAAUGUGUGUUUCUCAAGAAACUCAGUAUUUCUGGACUGAUACAAUCAUACUGUGCCUGACAAAGAUAGUGUUGGUAAAUGAUAAUAUGACUCCAGAAUACGUCAGGGGUUAGACACCUAUAUGGACUGUCUUCAAUAAUGUAUCAGACAUUCACAAAGUCUGCACCUAAUGUUGGUUGAGCUACUGUAAGUAGUAGAAACUGAUAAAUAAUUCUUCUUUUCCAGAUGUCCUAAUUACCAAUAUGCUUGUCUAAAUAUUCCAAUUCAUAUAUGGUUUCUUCUCCCUCUUUUCGUCUCCUCCCCUGCACCCACAAACAGUAGUUGUCUGUGAGUUGAAGAGAAGUGAAAUGGAUGUUCUCUAUUGAUGUCAGUCUCCAAGAACCCUUAAAAGCAGGGCUCUUUUAGAUGUCUGUAAUUUGCACAUUUUUUUUACUCUUUUCCCCUCUUCCCAGGAAGAAGCCAAGCAUGAAUGUACAAUAUAGGCACCAUCUACAGCCUUAGAGUCUCUGGGGUGAAUUUUGUUCUUCAUUUAAAAGUAAACAAGAAGAUCUGGAUAUGAAAAUGUGUAUAAAAGUUUGUAAAAUUUUCUGUAAAUACUUAUCGAAAAAGGACAUGUAUGUAACUGUGCGGCAUUUUGUUUUAUAUUCAGUCACCACCAGUAUAAAAAGAAAAGUCAUACGCAAAAGCUAUUUUCUGUGGGGAGUUGGCAGUCUUUUUAGCAAGACUUUUUUCAUAAUUUCUUUUUUAUUAAUUACUAUUUAGAAUAUUGCAUAUGAUACAAGCCUGAGAGAGUGAAGUCCUCUGCCUCUCCAUGGAACCAGUACUCCCUCGGAGGCAGCAUCACAAGCUUCCUCAGAAAGGUCUGCCAAUCAGCCUCAAGUUUUGGAAGAAAAACCUGUAGGGCUGUUAGAGCACUUCCAUCUUUGUGCUUACUCAGUUUGUUACUUCUUUGAUGAAACUGUCAGGAGGGAUGGUAUUUGUGAUGUGCACACCUGCACCUGUCCAUUAGGAACUGGACCGAGGCCACCAGGUUCUUCCAUAUAAGCCACAAAGAGUCUUCAGAUACUAAUGAUUUCUUGUCCAUCAUCAAUGGGCUGAGGCAUACAGCCCCUCAACUAAUUGUCUUAUGUGAAGCUUACUUCACUUGCAUUUUCUGUUAUUGACAGAUUACAACUAGACUAAAGCUUGCCUUGGUUCUUUACAUUGGAAACUAUAUUUGUGCUAUUUACCAACAAGAACCUAAUCAAAAUGUCAGCAAAUACAAUGCUGUCCAUCAUUUUUAGAUUGUUGAGCCCAGAAGGUCUUGUGGUGCUUGCCCUUUUUUCACAUUCAGCUCAACCAAAGAUCACACUGUCUUUUGUGAAGAAAUAGAUCUUGCCGUAAUUUCACGUAGGCUACUUUUUCCUGAAACUAUGUACGAAACAACUGCCAAGCCAAGAACAAGCAAGAAUGACAAUGCAAUAAAAUCACGUGUCAGUAUUUUCUGUGACUAGGCAGUACAGGACAGUAUGCAGCGCUAGAAGUCAAAUAGUGCCAAAAAAGAGGAUACUUUGUGCAAAAGAUACCACAUUUCUCUGAGUCUCUGUGUUCCUCUGUUGUUCCCUGCUGCACCCUGAUGCCAGAUAUUUGGUCUGCCCUGUCUUGAAGUCCUAGUCUUCUGAGAAUGUCAAAAAUGGGUAGUUUCUCACAAAACUAAUAUGAGAACACUGUCAUUUUUGAGACACCACAGCUGGACCUCAGAAGACCAAACUGCAGAACAGUUAAUAUUUGUAAAUCACUUAUAUUUGACAAAAUGGCCCUCGGUAGAGUUUAUUGUUUGAGUGGUGUACCGGUGCGCGUGAUUUAGUUUCUUACACAUACAGCCUUACAUAACAACCUAUAAGCAUAUGAUACAGCUAACAGAUGCCUACAGCUUUCUCUUACCUAUGUCAGUGCACUUCAGAGUCGAGGAUUUUUUUGAAAAAGUUUUGUUAAAACUUGUUUAUGUGCCUGAAUACUCCACUUUUCCCCUGCUCUGCACACACAGGGGUGUUCAGCAUAUAUUCCUACAGUUCCUCCCUGCGGCCAGAGCCUUUGCCCAUCCCAGGGAGCGGCGGGAGCUGCUUUUGCUGCGGUGUUUAGCUACACAUACCCUACAUGCCCCCAGCAGCGCAGUCAAGGCCACGCCUUUGACUGCAGUGUAGACAUACCCUCCAGUCGCAAUAUUUAUCUCCUACCCUAAGUGAAGGGGAAAGCUGGUCAUCUCAAAUACCACCAGUAACAAACUCUGAAUUUUUAAUGGCAAGCACUGUAUGCCUCUCUGAGCCAGGCUGUUUAAUUUCCUUUCACUUUAGGUUUAUCUGAUUAAAAAAAAACAACCCAGCAAUCUAUCAAGGUCCUAUAACAGUGUUUGACAGUGGCAAACAAAAUUGACAUCCCAAACUAAUUGGCUUGCCUCCUUCUAGAAUUAGUCUCAUUUAGUUUAAUUAUAAUAAAUUACAAGCUGGGAGCUGUUUUUUGCAGUGAAUAAGUUUUCUUCCAACACAGCAAAAGACUCAAUAUUUACAUACCCCAUUUCUACAUACCUUCUGUGAGAAACCACUUCAGCUCUUAUCCAGCAUAUAAAAUCUUCAGCCAGAAACCGCUUGUUUAAAAGUCUUCACUCCAGAUCAUUUACAGUGUUGUUAUAAUUGUGAUAGUCCCAAAAUAUUAGAAAGGCAAGGAGGGCAAGGUAAUAUCUUUUAUUGGACCAACUUCUGUUGGUGAAGAAGAGCUCUGUGUAGCUCAAAAGCUUGUCUCUUUCACCAACAGAAGUUGGUCCAGUGGAAGAUACUACCUCACCCACGUUGUCUCCAGACCCUCAUUCAUCAUUUACGUAUUUGGGGUUAAACACUGCGAAGUUCUCAGCACUCUCAAAUCUCAUUGAAGUCAAUGGAAGUUAAUGGCAGUCAGCCAUUCAUGUCUUCCUUGUGCAUGUCUUUGCUAUAAUUUACCACCUGUUGGCUAACCUUUUUAUCUACCUUAAUAAUAAUAAUUAGUACUUAUUUGCAGAUAAACUCCAAUUAUCAAUAACUUAAACAUUUUGAAAUAUCUAAAAUUCAGAAAUAUCUCCCGAAAUCAGAAUUUUAUUUUUCCAAAAUUCUGAUCUUCUGAUGUAUCCCCCCAUAGUAUAUUAAUCAUUGUAGUGCUUCACAUGUUCAAAUUGUUUAACAAAUUAGUCUCCUCAACAGCCUUGUGAGACAGGUAUGUACGUAGUAGUAGCCUCAUUUUACAGAUGGGAAAGUUCAGGGUAUGUUUCAAGUGCAUUUAUCUGUGACAAAGACACCUAUCCAGAUGAAAUAGCAUUUAAAUAUAUUUCCAUCAAUUUGCUUUUUCAGUUCUUUCGUCCUUCAAUACUCAGUACUUCUCUGAUAUAUCUAAAUUACUAUAUAAUCUAUAUCUGUAUUGUGACAUUUAUCUGGACGAGGGUGCCAAUAACACUGUUAUGAUGCUGAGAAAUAUAGCCAUGUAAAAUGAUUCCAUUGCAUAGUGCUCAUUAGUAAGGCUGACUAUUUGCAAUGAAACCAAAGGCAGUGUACAGAGCAGACAAACUGGACAGCCUGCCUCCUGUUUUCUUCCCACAUUUCAGAGUGAGACAGAUAGAGGAGUAACAUAAAGCAAAGGAUCUGGGCUGGAAAAAACAGUAAUAAAUGAUCAAAUUUCAGGUGUAACUCCAGUGAAGUCACAAGGGUUAUAAAGGGAUGAAUUUGGCCACGGGCAUCUUGUCUGCCUUCUAACUGCAUAGAUAUUUGUAUUGAUUGUUAUUUGACAGCCUUUUCUAAGGUGUGCUCUUUGCCUCACUGUUUGGCUGACUGUUUACAAAUGAUUGUACUUUUCACUGUAAUUUCUGUUUCUUGCAUGUCCAUUAUGUGUAAUGUUUAUGUUUACAGGGGUCUUUAUUUUUAAACAAAUGAAACAUCUGGAUCUAAUCCCUACUCCCCAACUUUCACUUGCAUCUGCUCAUCAGUUCCGCUUAGCAUGACAGGAGAGCAUGCGAAGUGCUUCCUUGUUGUAGGUCUUCAGGGAAUAAUUGCCAUUGCAUGUCUGUUGCCAUUCAAGACUAGCACCAUAAUUGGGAGCGAGUACCACUAAAUAACAGCUAUGUCCCAAACACUGCUGAGAAGCCACUGAUGUUCUCAUUCUAUUGCUAGCACCACAAAGAAUUAUUGAACAGUGUAACUGACAUCACAAUGCAUGAGCUGUUUUCCCACAGUUCCCUAGUUACUUAAUUCCAAUCGUACAAAGGCAUGUUUUCAAAAUGCUUUUGGACACGUGUGUCCCAGGCUAAACCCACUGAAGUUGUUAGAGUUACACCUGAGAUUAAUUUGGCUCAAAGACACUACCAUUAACCUAUUCCCAGUUGUUACAGGAAAAUAGUGUACCCGAUCAAUUCAUGUGGUAUCAUGUUGAUGGAGGGGUGACAGCAUUUCCUGGCAUGUGACAUGCUUGAAGUAAAAGGCAUGUUAUAUGUAAGCCAAUCGGUUCAUAUGGGGUAUAAAUCAGUGCAAAUGUUGGCUCAUAGUGUUAAGUAGAAUAAAGGAUAUAUUUUGUUUACCGCUACAGAGUGAUUACAUGAAAUCACCCGUGCUGCAGUAUCUGUAGCCAAAACCAAUGCAUGGCAGUGAAGAAUUCAGUCCUGUGGCAAAUUCAGCCAACAACUCAUUUAAGCAACCACACUAUGAUAUUAGUAACAUACUAAAAACCGAGGUGAUUUUCUACCAUCUGUACACUCCCCUGAUCCUCAGGUCUGCCACAGCCCCCAGCAUAAAUCAGAGCAGACUCAGUUGCCCUAAGAAUUUAGACCCUAUGUCAGUGGGGCUGGGGGGCGGGGAGGUGGGGCUGGUUCAGGAUUCUUCUGCACUCAGGGAAUCUUCAGCUGAUGCUUUGAGGGAGCUUUAAUUUCCCCUUGCACCACUCUAGUAUGGUAUGCUCCAGCAGUCCAAAGGGGACUUAAAAAGGGAUGAGGCCCUUUACUGAUCACCAGUAAAAAAAAAUGACAUGCAUGGCUUAGUGUAAUCUAGUCACUAGUUUCUAGAGCUAGGUGCCAUCACCAGUGAGUAACCUAUACUCACAGGAUGUCCUUGAAUGCUGAAUUUUAUGUUUGGAGUCUCUGAGACCCUGGCCUUGUUUAUUCCAGCUAGCCAAAGGCAUAAGCUGCUCUCAGGAAAUGAGUUUCUGACACACUGAUGAUGGUAAAAUAUAACUUUGGUGUUCCAGCUAAAGUUGUCGCUGUUCUGGUUAAACCCCACUUCAAUCCCAUUUUUAAUCUCACCAGGUAGGAGCCUGCUGCAUAAGAUUGUUUGCUGCAGUUAAUGAAAUACACACACAAAAUUGAAUCUUUAAAAUUGUUGUUGGUUAUGGUGUGUGUGUUUUUUAACAUGGCUUUGUUCCAAGAAUUUCAAUGGCGAAGUAAUGACUAUAAAUUAUAAUAUGGAAAGGUAUAUGAGCGACAGAAUGACAGUUUGCUUGCUGUUACAUUGUACUAACUGUGCCAUCUCCUGGCUAAUGCCAGAAGUACCUAGUGCACUGUGUAUGUGUUCUGCUGAAAGUGGGGAAAAUAAAAGUAACACAUCUUUCUAGUGGCACCUGCUGAUAUAAUGCAGACAGGGUGCUGUCAGCUCACCACACAUGGUGAAAGCUUUUGUUCUUGCACUGCCUGCUUAAAGCAGAAAUACAACAAAAUGUGUAUUGCUCAUUUUGACAAUGGAACUUGUUGAGUUUUAUAGUAAAUAUAUUGUCAAUGUGAUGUUUUCUUCCAGUCAGAAUUUAUACUGUCCCAUAAAAAUAUUCACUGUGGAGUACGUUCACUAUGUGUUAUCUUGCUUUAUAGGAAAUGCGGAGCUGCUAGGUCUCCGUUAAUUGGAAGCAUAUAAUCUUAUUAAUUCCAAGCACUACCUGGCACUGCUUCUUCCAUUUCAGUAAUGAGAAAUACUCUGGAUUUACAGUGGGGUAACUUUGACUAGAUUCCAGCCAUGUAUGUAUAUAAUAUAUACACAUAUGUUAUACUCACAUUUUAAUGUGACCUGAAAGUUUUAUGGCUAGAAAUACUUAGAACAUAUUUUUACUUCUCUAAGUAACCGUUGAGUCUAGGUACAGGUCACAGUACACAAGCAGUAGCUGGAUUAUUCUUUUCCAUUAUGAAUAAAUUGUACAUUGAACUAGAAAGUGGUUACCAGCUGAACUGAUGAGCUGUGUGUGGUACAGUAUGUUUACUAAUACUUAGUUUCUCAGAGCUAAAUGAAAAACCCUGUGGCAAAAAUGUUUGUUAAGAACAGUGCUUUGACCCUGGGAGGUGAGAAACGCACUCACAAACACCUUCAAAGUCAGUGGUUUUUCCUUUACUGUCUUACGGUAAUGUACGUUCAGAUUCAAGCUGCUUAUAGCACAAAGGUUUAAGGUCCUCCUAGCUGGGCAGGAUCCUUUAUGUUCCAUCCUCAUUAUGUGGCUAGUGUGAGUUUUUUUCAUUUUGUGUUUUAGUGUGGGGCUCAUUAGUGACAUUUUUUAAAUGAGAAACAGUCCCCACUUGUUUACACCAAUUUAGAUUAGGUCAAAUGUGGGGUUUAAAUUAUUUGAUACCGUCCCUUUAGAGAGGGCUGGGGUUAUUUUUCUAAAACAAUCUUAUUGUAUCUAUUUGUUUUAGUACUUCAAAAGUAGAUCAGAACUCUUUCCCCUUUAUCUCUGAGUAGUAAUGUGCAAUACAAAGCCAUUGAUGUGUUUGGGGCAUCUCUUCCUCAUUUCUCUGAGUUGUCAGAAACAUCAAAUUCCCAAAGGAUGAUUUACCAGCCAACUACAUUAAGUGCAAAGAGAGACAGAAAUUUCUUCUUCUUUCAUGUUAAGAAUUGAUUAUUUAUUUGAGUGAAACACAAUAUAUUCAUUGGGCUGAAGGCAAAUGUGCCAUUUUUAAACAUAUAAUGUGCAAUCACUACGAAUGCUGCUUCUUUAGAUUUGUUUAAUAACCAGCUCAUGUGGGGAGCAAGGAUAAUAAAACUUUUUGAGUCAGAAUCUUCGGGGGGAGAAGGGGUGAAGGAGGGACAAAAAGAUAUACCCAUGUAUUCUUUUCCCAUUUCCAGUUUCAGAGCAGACAUUACAUUUGCCGAGAUAGAAAUGUCGUUGAAUAAUGUACUGCAAGACCAGUUUUCAUACCUUUUGAGAUUCAUUCUAUUCAUACAGCAGAUCCAUUAUAUGCCUCUCAUUCUGCUCUGUGUGACACAUAAUUAUGCAUAACAUUACUCAGGAUAUUGGAAAUGGAGUCUCCAUAAUAAAUACAAUUUCUGCUUCCAAAUUAAAUGGAGCUGAUUUCUUGGAGUCAGCUGGUAUAGGGCUGUCAAAUUCUAUUCUCUGAAGAAGCUUGUGUCAGUUAUAAUGAUGUUUAAAAAGGCUCUGAUGAAGACCUGAGUGAGUCAAAACAUUAGCAGUUAAUGGUGCCUAGAUCUAUCUUUGUCAUUCUGGAGAUGAAUAAAUAAAAGGAGACUGGACUUGGUGAAUGGGGACUUCUUACAGUACUUAAAUAGAGCAAUUACUUAACUUUACAAAGUGUCAUUAGGAAUAGAGUAGAAAAUUCAGCCUUCUUGGGUUUAGAGAUAGCAUUCGGUACUGUAUUUGUUGUAUUAGUUGUAUUAGGCAUUGUAUUAGUUGCAGAAAUAUUAAGGACAAAAACAGUGUGUUGUAUUUAUGAAGCAGCAGCAUUGUCUAAUGGUUAGAGCACAAUCUAGGGACCUAGAAUCUAAUCAUGGUUCUGAGACUGACUCACUAUAUGAUCUUAAGUUGUUUAACCUUUCUGUACGUCAUUCCUCCCCUGGAAAAUGAGGAUAAUACAAUCUACACAACACUUGCCUCGCAAAGCUGGGUUCUCAUAAUAAGCACCUUAUCCACACUCUACAUAUAUAAUGCAGCAUACUUAUUAGCCUAUUAAAUGUAGACUAUUCAUUACUAUUAUAUAUUUGUAUAGCACCGUAUUUUGCAUGUUACUUUCCAGGAUUUUUUAAAAUGGUCUUGUCAAGGUUCCUUCCCCACUCUGAACUCUAGGGUACAGAUGUGGGGACCUGCAUGAAAACCCCCUAAGCUUAUUUUUACCAGCUUAGGUUAAAACUUCCCCAAGGUACAAACUAUUUUACCUUUUGCCCUUGGACUUUUUUGCUGCCACCACCAAGCAUCUACAGAUAUAUAACAGGGAAAGAGCCCGCUUGGAAAUAUUUUUCCCCCCAAAAUCCUCCCCAAACCCUACACCUCCUCUCCUGGGGAAGGCUUGAUAAAAAUCCUUACCAAUUUGCAUAGGUGAACACAGACCCAAACCCUUGGAUCUUAAGAACAAUGAAAAAGCAAUCAGAUUCUUAAAAGAAGAAUUUUAAUUGAAGAAAAAAAGUAAAAGAAUCACCUCUGUAAAAUCAGGAUGGUAAAUACAUUACAGGGUAAUCAGAUUCAAAACAUAGAGAAUCCCUCUAGGCAAAACCUUA